AUGGAAACAAAAGAUAAAAAAGGAAAGAUCAUAAAUCAGAAAGAGAUCCUUCCCUAUAGCGAGCAGAAAGGACAGGGCGAAAGGAACAACAGACACCUUGAUGAAGCUACUGGAAAACGUGAGGGUUCUCUGCAUUACAACGAGUUCAUCCACCGACUUAGCGGCAGGCCACUCGUGCUCGAGGAUCUCCCAAGCUUGACUGCUCCUUCCGGAGUGGACUCUCUUGAGCACGCCGCAGAAGAAUUGGUUAGCAAGCGUCUAACUGAAAAUUUGGCAUUGGACCAGAUUAAUAAGGAUAGUGGAAAGUCCACUGGUGGCGGGAGGAAAGGAGCUGGGAGAGGAGGAAGCAGCAGGCCACCUACCCCAGCAACCCCGGUAUCGAGAGAUGAUGCAAGAUACCAGCGCUUCUUCAGUGGGCUUAAUACACAGUUGGAGAAGUGGCGCGGUGAUUCUACAAACUACCCCAAGAUCAAGGAUCGCGAUACCGUCAUGAAAACGCUAAACGACCGUAUCCAUAAUCUCCGGAUUGAAGACGGUCAUCGGUUCAUCUAUGAGCAUUUCACCAAAGAGAACAAGAAAGGCGCCCUUGGUCUGAAGGACAAGGUCAUGACUGACUACAAGGUAUCUCUUGUUCCGGGCGGGCCUGACUAUCAACGUCUCAACCUUGGAGAGACCUGGGCGUAUUACGAAGACGACAUCAAGAAAGCCAUCGACAGGGAGACCGGUGGCAAGGUGAAAAUUGCAAGCUAUAAGGAUUUCGAGGACUGGGUUACAGAUUAUGGCAACCCGGAUGGACGCUUCGCAAAGGAGACCGCGGCCAACCCUUCACACUUCAAGACGCUUCAGAUGUGGAAAGCUAUCAAGCAAUCAAAUCCUUGUUAG
Penicillium egyptiacum is the source of this 882-nucleotide messenger RNA. NCBI's taxonomy places the organism in Eukaryota, Fungi, Ascomycota, Eurotiomycetes, Eurotiales, Aspergillaceae. The record is from the annotation of a GenBank genome assembly.